AUGUUUUCAAAUGUAUAUGAAAUUCGAUCAAAUGCAGUAACAGUACUUUAUAUUAUUUUUUCGUUUUAUGUUCCAAGAAUUUUAUUUAACUUUAUUCUUUCAUGUAUAUCACAAACUACUUCUGGUAUUUACUUUUUUUGUCAAUAUCGUCAAUUAUUUAUCCUUAUACUUGAAACUUCACUUGAUCGUCCUUUAAGUCCAUGUGAAUUAGUAAUCCUUGAAAAUUUCAGACCUGGAAUUGAUACAAUAGUUUAUGAUCAUUAUGAUAAUUAUGAUAUUCGUAAUUGUUGUGGGAUCCAUCCUACAGAUG
Messenger RNA from Dentiscutata erythropus, 310 nucleotides. The record is from the annotation of a GenBank genome assembly. NCBI's taxonomy places the organism in Eukaryota, Fungi, Glomeromycota, Glomeromycetes, Diversisporales, Gigasporaceae.